Molecule: messenger RNA, 1074 nt
Organism: Protopolystoma xenopodis
Lineage: Eukaryota; Metazoa; Platyhelminthes; Monogenea; Polystomatidea; Polystomatidae
Source: the annotation of a GenBank genome assembly
AUGGCCAUCCAUCCUCAGUGGAUUUACAUUCUUGGUAUCCGCUGUGCCAUCAAAGCCUCGGAAAUGAAUUCACAGGCCUCCUGGCUAAAUGAAAAACAGGCAUGUCUGAGAUAUGCUUCUCCAGCGGAAAAGUCCGAUUCGGAGGCAUUAGUUACUGCCGGAGUGGGGCCCACACGUGUCCUCGCGUUUGACAUGUGCACAGACAGAGAUGGUGUCGAUGGCGAGCAGAACUAUCUGGUCACUCUGGAGCUGGAGGAGGCGUCACUCGACGCCAGAGAGUUGGAUCUUGUCCAUUUGGUAGUCAGACGGGGUGCCGAGUACCGCAUCAACGACUGUCGGGCCACCUGGCAACUUCUCAGCUCGUCACGAAGGCCAAGUUGUGAAGUUGGCAACUGUGAACCGCGUGUUAAGCUGGCACGCAACCCGAAAUCUGGUCGACGAGUGAUCAUUGCUUCACCGCCCGGAAUCAGCCAGUCAACCUUUGGAUGUGCUACUCUACCUGCCGGUCUUGUGGUUGUCGAGCUUGAAGUUGAUUCAACAGUUUCUAACAGGGCCGAUGGAGAAGUUCCCGAUCCACUGUUAGCCUGUCUACCGUUUCAAAACAAAGAGACUGACCUUCUUGCCUGGCGACUGGUUGGUUGUCCUGUCGGAAUCUCUAAUACACCCGGCCAAUGUGUCUGCACCAUAGCCGUAUUUCAUGCAGCCGCUUCUUGUGGAGUUGGCAUGGGAGCAGGCUGGCGUUGUAGUGAGGGUCUGGUGGAACUGAGAGAUUUGCCAGGACUGGGACCGAUGACGGCGACUCGACGAUUUGCCUGCCCGCCCACCUGCACAAUGUCUCAGCUCGUCGACUUUUGGGUUCCCGGCAACGGUAGCCAGAUAAUCGUUGCCUGGCCAAUGAAUAGCCACGUUGGAAGCGAGAACGAACAGAACUCCAUCGUCUUUCCUAGAUCCGGGAGAGAAUACUUCAGAGAAAAGACCCUACAACUGUGGUCAGGCAGUCUCGUCGACCCACCGGCGACCUUCACUUUGGUCGCCUGCAGGCAUAGAGACGACACCAGACGAAGAAACAGGUAA